Messenger RNA from Guillardia theta CCMP2712, 771 nucleotides. RefSeq lists its product as hypothetical. The record is from RefSeq and is a predicted model, not a curated record. The annotation marks the transcript as partial. The transcript is spliced from 10 exons. Lineage: Eukaryota; Cryptophyceae; Pyrenomonadales; Geminigeraceae.
GCAGCAUUGUGUGUCGCAGCCCUGGGGCUGAUCAUGGCAGUUCUUCUUAUGCGCACCGUAACAAGUCGAACGGGAGCGACAGAAAAGUCCGUCAUGCUUAAGCAAGUUCGCCCGCAGUUUCACCCCGAGGACAAGGCGUCGUAUCGGAACCUGCGAGCGCCGAGGGGAGUGAAGACUGAGAGCUUGAAGCGGCUCGAGAAGACGCUCGACCAUAUCGUGUACGCCAAGAAAUCGCCAGCCAUGUACUCCAUGCUGGCCCGCCACCUCGUGCAACACCUGCGACACGGACAAUCAUUGUCAGAGGGAGAGAACCAUCCUCACUACGGGUAUCCCUUCGGAUACGAUCAGACGUCAGGGUGGCACCAGGAAAUCGAGUCCUACGACCCCUCACAGGAUGGUUGUGACUGCAGCAUCGACGAGGGCGAGCGCUACCUGGAAUGCUCGUGCGGAAGUGCCUGGGGAGCGCUCACGUUGAUGGAUAGGGGAUGUUAUGGCUGUUGCAACUACUACUGCUGCAACACGUGCCAGUGCUACACCAGCGGCAGCAAUGGCAUGGGAGCGACGACAUGCCACUGCCCGCUGCUCAACUCGUGGGAGUACGAUCACUCCUCCUGCACAUCAUGGUGGACUCACAAUGCUGGUCCUCUCGAUCCUGGCGGUUAUGGAGGGAUCACUGAGUUCGAAGAUCAGCCGGGCAAUCUGGUAGCGUGAGGGUUGGGUCAAAGUCGUGUGUACGUGUAUGGUCAACGGAGUAAAAGCCAACUCCAGCUG